AUGGCGCCAGUAAUCCACUUCGACUAUGACUUCUCUCCGUACGGCCAAAAGACCAAGUUACUUCUAAAAGCAGCAGGAGUGGAGUUCCAAAAGUGCGAUCAGCCGGCUGUUCUACCUCGCAAAGAUCUCGAAGCGCUUGGAAUCACAUACCGACGCAUUCCACUUUUAUCGGUCGGAAAGGACAUCUAUGCCGACUCCUCCAAGGUCAUCCAAACAAUCCUCUCACUUKGAAACAUUCCCACCGGUCCAGCAGACAAAGCAUAUCAGACAUGGGGCGACACAGUCUUCAACGAAGUCCUCGGACUCAUUCCCAGCCAAGUCCUAUCCCCCGAAUUCGUCAAGGACAGAAAGAGCAUCUUCCCCAUCGUGGAACGUCCAGAUCUGGAAACCAUUCGUCCCAGCGCUCUCGCUGGAUUCAAAUCCCGUCUCCGGGAAGUUGAAGAGGACUUUUUGGGAGAUUCCAACGGUCCUUUCAUUCACGGAGACAAGAUCUCCCUCGCAGAUAUCCACAUCGUGUGGCCGCUUCGCUGGGCACUCAAUGAUCUCGGCGCCGCGCACGAUGUCGGGACGGGCAAGAAUGAUUUCCCUAAAGUCUGGCGCUUGAUUGAGAGUUUGCCGCAAGUUUCCCCUUCUGCGCUGAGUGCCGAGGAAACACACAAGGCUAUUCGUGAGAGUGAAUAUACAUCCAAGGGACCGAAUAGUGUUCAGCAAAAUGAUGCGUAUGGGAUUGCUGCUGGCACGCAGGUCUCGAUUGAGAGCUUUGAUUCGACUCCUGGCUCGCACCCCCAAAACGGCAAGCUUGUUGGAACUAGCAUUGAUGAGGUUGUUAUCGAGGUCGAUGAUGGCAUUCGUCUUCAUUUCCCAAGGAUCGGAUAUAUUGUGCGUGCUCAGUAA
Messenger RNA from Ramularia collo-cygni, 894 nucleotides. RefSeq lists its product as uncharacterized. Bases 1 to 894 code for a protein of 297 amino acids. The transcript has 3 exons. The record is from RefSeq and is a predicted model, not a curated record. NCBI's taxonomy places the organism in Eukaryota, Fungi, Ascomycota, Dothideomycetes, Mycosphaerellales, Mycosphaerellaceae.